Dromiciops gliroides (monito del monte) is the source of this 6210-nucleotide messenger RNA. It is a transcript of the gene COLEC10, whose product is annotated as collectin subfamily member 10. Lineage: Eukaryota; Metazoa; Chordata; Mammalia; Microbiotheria; Microbiotheriidae. The transcript has 6 exons. The coding region runs from base 152 to 1012 and encodes 286 amino acids. The record is from RefSeq and is a predicted model, not a curated record.
UCCAGGGUAUCCCAGUUUCUUGUUUCUUGGAGUCCCUUGGGAAUACAAGCUCCAAAUACUUCAUUUUCUUCCCGAAAGCAGAAGGUUUUAUUUUUAAAAUCAAGCUGUUUGUUUGGAACAUUUGAACGCAGCUUCUUGAGGGACCACAGAGAUGAAUGGCUUGGGAGCCCGACUGGGAAGACAUACACUCACCCUCCUCCUGCUGUUUCUUUUCCAAAUUCAGAUCCUCUGUCUCAACGUUGACAGCCGUCCUCCUCCUGACGUCUGCUCCACACACACGGUUUUACCGGGACCAAAAGGGGAUGAUGGUGAGAAAGGAGAAAAGGGAGAAGAGGGAAAACAUGGAAAAGUGGGCCCCAUGGGACCAAAAGGGAUGAAAGGAGAACUGGGUGAGGCAGGAGACCAAGGCGUCCUUGGAAAAAUUGGACCAAUUGGUGGAAAGGGUGACAAAGGGCAGAAAGGCUUUCCUGGUACCUCAGGAGGAAAGGGCAGAGCAGUUUAUUCACCAUUCCCUGUAAAUUACUCAGGUACUGUCUGUGAUUGUGGAAGAUAUCGUAAAGUUGUUGGACAGCUGGAUAUUAGCGUUGCACGACUCAAGACAUCCAUGAAGUUUGUCAAAAAUGUCAUAGCUGGGAUUAAGGAAACAGAUGAAAAAUUCUAUUACAUUGUACAAGAGGAGAAGAGCUACAGAGACUCCCUGACCCACUGCCGAAUCCGUGGAGGGAUGCUAGCCAUGCCCAAGGAUGAGAGGGCCAAUCAAGUGAUUGCUAAAUAUGUCUCAGACAGCGGCUUCUUCCGGGUGUUCAUCGGGGUGAACGACCUAGAGCGGGAAGGGCAGUACGUGUUCACGGACAACACUCCACUGCAGAACUAUAGCAACUGGAAGGAGGGUGAGCCCAGUGACCCCUAUGGCCAUGAAGACUGCGUGGAGAUGCUGAGCUCUGGCCACUGGAAUGACACAGAGUGCCACCUCAGCAUGUACUUUGUCUGUGAAUUUGUGAAAAAGAAGUGAUCUUCUGAUGUAACUUCCCCAUGGUUGUGUUUAUGACCAAACUUUUUAAUAACCUUUUCCCUCAAUACAUUUUGAUCCCCCAAUUUGUAAGCAAUCUCAGGUUGAAGCUUGGGAUGUUCAUAACCGUUCUCCUCUUUAGCACUUAAAAAAAAUUAUUCUUAUUGAAUAAAACCCUCACCAGAUAGCAUGGGUAUCUAGGGAGGGUUUAGGCUCUUGCGUGUAUACAAUUUUAGGUUAGAAUUUCUUUUUGAAAUUUCUCUACUUUGUUCCAUGCCCUAAUAGGGGUCUUGGAGGAGUCCCAUGGGAAAUUGAGCAAAUGAUCAGUGAACUUCCUAGUAAUGACUCACUCACACUGACUCUAUUAUAGUUCAGACUCUCAUCACCUCUCACCCAGAAUGUGGCAAUAAUUCCUAAUUGGUCUCCCUGCUCUCACUCUUCCCUCUUCAAUCCAUUCUCCACACAGCUGCCAAAAUGAUAUUCCUCCAACACAGAUAUAACCAUAUUGCUACUUUACUUUGAAGUCCCUAUUAUCUCUAGGAUAAAGUACAAAGGUUUCAGUCCACCAUUAUAAGCCCCCCUACAAAUUGGCUCUCACCUACCUUUCCAUUCUUUUUUCUUAUUAUUUCCCUUCACCCACUCUUCAUUGCAGAUUUCAUAAUAACUAGUUUGACACCACAUUCCAUUUCCUAUCUCAGUGGUUUUGCACAUUCUGUCUCCUGGGUCUAGAAUGAAUCCUGUCUUCACCUCUAUCUUAACAAUCAUAGUUUCCUUCAAAGCUAAAUUCAGUUGCUAGGUUGGGGAAGGGGGUGGUGAUAAGGAAGACAACAGAUAAACAACUAUGUACAAACAAGAUAAAUAUGUGAUAAAUUUGAAGUAAUCAAUAAAAUGAAGGCACUAGAAUUAAGGGUGAUCAGAAAAGGCUUCUGAUAGGAGGUAGGAUUAUAUUUGGCACUUGAAGGAAACCAGGAAAAGGUAAGAGUCAGAGAUAAGGAGGAAGAGAAUUCCUUGCAUGGGUGAUACCCAGUGAAAAUUCCCAUAGUCAAGAGAUGUCAUCUUCAGAUCACAGAGUACUUGGGAGAUUGAAGACUAGAAAGUUGGGGAGAGGGGAUAGGUUAUGAAGGGAUUUGAAAUCCUCCAAAAAGAGGAUUUUAUAUUUGAUCCUGAAGGUGAUAGGGAGCCACUGCAGUUUAUUGAGUAGGGGUAGGGAUGACAUGGUUGGACCCAUACUUUUGGAAAAUCACUUUGUCCCUCCUGAAAUUCAUGUGGCCCUUGAUCCAGAGCUGGAAAGAAUCAUCAAAGUCAUUGAGUCAAUCCCUUCACUUUUCUGAUGAGGAAAAUUGAUUUGUAUUUCUUCAUAAAGGGAGAAUUAAGAGGCAAGCUAUUCCCUCAAUGGCUUUAUAUUCUAGUAGGAAAAAUAAGAAAUGCCAAAAUUGAGAUUUAAAGAAUAGCAAACAUUGGCCAAGUCCCUUCUUUUAUUCCCUUAAUCUAAUCCCCAUUGACAACAAAUAAGAUUUCUUGGUUUUAAACUUAUGUCUAUAGAGUAAUGCUUAUCUUCUGAUACACCGCCCAGCAAAUUAGAACUGCAUCACAAAGAUGUGUCUAGAGAGUUUGAAUGUGAAUUUAUUGAAUCUUGGGAAUUAUGCUUUGAACUACAAAGCAAAUAAGUAAAAAGUUUUCAUGUGGAAUAUAGACAUAGAAAGUACAAUAAAACUAUGCCUAAAUCCUUGUAUUCUGCCAUGUAAGCCAAGGUCUAUGACAUUUAUACAGGCAGAAUAAAUGCUGGGGCAAAUGGAGAUACCCUAUAUUAAGCUUAAACCACUUAGCUGUAAUUGAGAAUAUGACAAUUGGUUAUAAGAUAUGAUUGGAUAAGUGAGCUGAUAAAAUGGAUUGCUUCCGAUGUAGUGAAUUUUACUUUAAUGGAGGACUUAAAGCAAAAUUUGGUUGACCACUUGGAAUUUUUGUGUGUGGGGGGGGGUGGGGAUAGGCAUGGGUUUGUCUAAAUGCCCUCUGAGUUCCCUUCCAAGUGUAAGAAUCUAUGAUUCAAUUUGUUUUUCUUCAGUAUGAUAUCAUCAGUGUGGACACUCUCUCAGAGUAGAUCAUGAAUAAUCCCGAUGCUCCUCAUGCUGUGGCAGAUAACAUUAACCAGGAGGAAAACUGCUGAUUCUUUGAUAAGCUGGUCUUCAGACAACCUAACCACAGCCUAUCACUGGGCCCAUCCUUGUAACUUAUCCAUUUAGUAGCGCCUAAACAAUGUGUGAGACAAGUCUUCCAAUGCCCUGGGAUACUUCCCUGCUUUAAUAAGAUAUCAGAAUAGGACUACAUAUAAGAAAAAUGCAAACAUCUCUGCAUCACUUUCUCUCAAGCGCCCUGGUCUCUAGGAAAGGUGGCAGCUAGACUUCAAGGCGCACAUAGAGAAGUGUUAUUUCUGUUCAGGGCCAGUGUACACAGGGCACGACAUGAUGUUUGUCUGCAACGACUAUAAAAUUUUCAGAUUUUGCAAAUCUAAAUGCCACAAAAACCUGAAAAAGAAGCACAAUUCUCAUAAGAUCAGAUGGACUAAAGCCUUCCAAAAGGCAGCUAGCAAAGAAUUUACAGUGGAUAAUUCAUUUGAAUUUGAAAAACGUAAAAAAUGAACCUGUCAAAGAAAGAUGCAAAUAUUAUCAAGUCUUGUUGCUCCUCUAUGCCAGUUUCACCAAAAUGUUCUACCCCGGUGGGGAAGAAAAAAACAGAAAUAAGGAGAGUUUGUAAUGAUUUGUUUGUAGUUACCCUCUGUUGGCUCUGAGACUCACUGCUUCCCUAAAAACUUAGAAACCAUCUAGUUAAUCCAUUUGAAUAUAACUGGGGGGGGUGUUUUUUUAAAUCAUCAUGACCAUUUAUUUUUCUUUUUUUUUUUUUGCGGGGCAAUGGGGGUUAAGUGACUUGCCCAGGGUCACACAGCCAGUAAGUAUCACCUAGCCGCCCCCCAUUUAUUUUUCCACAGGCUCAUGUUCUUAUUUCACUUUCCUGAGAUUUUCCUUAUAGUUAUAUGACAAACUUGCAUGUUGUUCUUUUUUAUGUUUUCCUUCCAGCUUUUGUACAUUCCAUUUUAAUAUCUAAACUCAUAGGAGAGCUCCCUAUGUAGAUAAUGUUUUUCUUUAAAUACCCAUACUUUUUUCUUCAUCACUGUCUUUGGAUGUAAUUCAUUUGAGUUAUUUUCUAAAUUCUUUAGUUAACUACACAUGUGGUUUGCUUAAAAUAACCUGAUAUGUGAAAACACAGUGAGGUAAUGUGGUAUAGUGGAAAGGACCCUAGCCUUUUAGUCAGAAGAUAUGAGCCCAAUUCCCUACCCUUCCAUUAACUAGGUCAUGUGAUAUAGGCAAAUCAUCUAACAUCUAAAUCUCAAGUUUCCUCAUUUGUAAACUGAGGGGGAUAGAUUAGAUGAUCCUUAGCUGUCCUACAUUCUCUAAAAGUCUAGUUUUUUUUUUACAGAAUCAACAUUUUUAAUAUCCACAUUUUUCUUUAUGAAAAUAUUCAAAUAUGAUAGAGGAAUUUCCCUUACCUGAGAAACACCUAUAAAAAUAAAAUGAUAGCUCUAGUCCCUAUCCCUAAGUGAUAUCAAGAGCUAUUCCCCAAUAGAUAAGUGGUCAAAGACUAAGAAGAGUUCUUAAAGUAGAAUAGUAAACUAUUAACAGUCCUAUAAAUAUUAUUUUGAAUAUUAAUAAGAUGGGAAAAUUCAGAUAAAAACAAAUCUGAGGUUUCAUCUCACACUUAGCAAAUUUGAAAAGAUUACCCAAGAAUGACCAGUCAAUGGUAAAAAGGCUAUGAGGACAAUGAAUGAAUAUAAAUAAAAUUAUUAAGUGCCUACUAUGUUCCAACAACCCCUCUGCUAUGUAUUGGGGAUACAAAUAUAAGCAAUAAGAAUAGUGCUUGCCCUCAAGGACCUUACAUUUUGAUAGAGGAAGAAAACAUACAUAGGGAAGUCAGAUAGAAGGCUGAUUGGAGUCAUUGGACAAAUGAUUGAACACUGACAUGUCCUUUUUAGAAAUGAUGGUAUUGGUUUCAUUACUGUUCUCACAGCUGGAAGGGGAUAUAUGUGGUGGCUUAGCAUGGAAAUACAUAAACUAAUACAUGGGUUGUGGUGACUGUGAAUCAGUCCCACCAUUCUGGACAAUAAUCUAUAAUGCAAAAAGAAAAUGAUUAAAAUGUCAAAACCCUUUAACACAUAUGCACUGCUUUUAGACAUAAACACCCAGGAAGUCAAGGUCAAAAAGAAAGAUGCCAUAUGGACGAAAAUAUUCACAGCAGCACUUUGAAGGUAUGAAUCUUUUAGGAGAUGGCUAAACAAAUUAUAGGAUAUGAAUGUAAUAGAAUAUUGCUGCCACUACAUGAAAUAACAAAUAUGAUGAAUUUGAAGAAAUACAGGACCUGGUGCAGAGUAAAAUAUGUAGAACCAAGAAAACAAUUCACACAACAACCUCAACUAUUUAAAAAGAAAUAGAAAGUGAAAUGAGUGUUAUAGAACAAUAAUACAUAAUCCUGAUCCUAGAGGAAAAAGAUGAGGAAAAAACAUAUCUCCUCUAUUCAAUGAAAGUCUGGGGGUACACAAGGUUUAGAAUGCUAAGUAUGUUAUAAGAUGUGAUUUUCAUGACAGUUUAUUUUGCUUAAAAUUUUUUUUUCUUUUUUACAGGGAACAGACACUAGGGAUACUGGGGGGUAUAUUCAUGGGUGAUUAUGAUAUCAAAACAAGGCAUCAAUAAUAACAAAUAAAAUAUAUGUAGGAGGAAAAUAGAAGAAUCACAUACAUACUAGUAUUUAGUCAAAAAUUCUAUUUCAUAACAAAUAGGAGCAUAAUGAGGAAUUUCAACAAAAUAAAAAGUGGUAGACAAUCCUAUCUGGAGACCUCGGUUCAAGCCCAAGUUUUAUUAUUGAUUAGCCAUGUGACCUUGAAAAACAUCAAAUACUGUGUGCCUCAGUCUUCCUAUCUACAGAACAGGAAUUUUUGACUUGAUUUCUUUUCAUAUCCCUUCUAGUUCAGAUCUUCUAUGAUUCUAGAAAGAGGAAUAUACUCCUUGGUACCUGGAAGAUACCCCUUGUUCAGACAGAUUUAUGGUGAACACUGAUUAAAUUUGGGACAGCUCAUCCAGACAAACUAUCCAAAUCAAUUCAUGUUGUGCUUUUGCUGGGUGUCAUCAUGCUUUGUUGUACUGGCAUAGUCAAUA